GUGCUGCUCUUCAUUUUCGUGAAACGCCAGAUCAUGCGCUUCGCCAUGAAGUCUCGCCGCGGCCCACACGUGCCCGUGGGACAGCACGCGCCCAAGGAUCUGAAGGAGGAGAUCGACAUUCGGCUGUCCAGGGUGCAGGACAUCAAGUAUGAACCACAACUGCUGGCUGAGGAUGAUGGGAGGCUGCUGCAGCUGGAGACACAAGGCUGCUAUAACUACCUGUACAGGAUGAAGGCACUGGAUGCAAUCAGGACAUCAGAGAUCCCAUUCCAUGCAGAGGGCAGGUACCCAAAAUCUCUAAUAGGGAAGAACUUCUGUGCCUACCUGCUGGAGCUGAGGAAUUCCAGCACCUCCUUCAAAGGCAUCCGCAAAGCCUUGAUCGACACUUUGCUGGAUGGGUACGAGAGCGCUCGCUACGGCACCGGG
Messenger RNA from Acanthisitta chloris (rifleman), 426 nucleotides. RefSeq names its product chromosome unknown open reading frame, human C1orf43 (gene LTAP1). The record is from RefSeq and is a predicted model, not a curated record. Lineage: Eukaryota; Metazoa; Chordata; Aves; Passeriformes; Acanthisittidae. The annotation marks the transcript as partial. Gene Ontology annotation, biological process: phagocytosis. The transcript has 4 exons.